AUGAUAACAAUAAACCCCUUGUCCAAAAUAAUAUGCCUAUCUAUAAUUUUGGCAUUUGGAUUUCUCUUGAUCGUAUUGAGUUGUGCUGUUUAUAAUAACUGGAGGCCAUUGAGUGUUAUUGGUAUAUUUUUGGUAGCCCCCAUACCCAAUGCAGUUUUUGGAAAGCUAGAUAACAAUGAUUUUAUGAAUGAGAGUACUUCAUCAGUGCCAGAUUUUGGGAAAUUCUUAACAGGUUUUCUUGUAUUGAGUGGUUUGGCGUUGCCUUUGAUGUUGUACCAUUCAUUGUUAAUUACACGCAAUGCAAUGUUGAUGAGUAUGGGGGGUGGUUUUUUGGUUUACUUGACCAUUAUCACUUUCGGUACGUUUUUUCAUGAGGAAGAUGAUGAGUUUUGA
Ascoidea rubescens DSM 1968 is the source of this 393-nucleotide messenger RNA. Its product is annotated as Vps55 family protein. Gene Ontology annotation, biological process: late endosome to vacuole transport via multivesicular body sorting pathway. The coding region runs from base 1 to 393 and encodes 130 amino acids. NCBI's taxonomy places the organism in Eukaryota, Fungi, Ascomycota, Saccharomycetes, Ascoideales, Ascoideaceae. The record is from RefSeq and is a predicted model, not a curated record. The transcript has a single exon. Gene Ontology annotation, cellular component: endosome; Vps55/Vps68 complex.